Penicillium soppii is the source of this 2193-nucleotide messenger RNA. Its product is annotated as Zn(II)2Cys6 transcription factor. The record is from RefSeq and is a predicted model, not a curated record. Gene Ontology annotation, cellular component: nucleus. Bases 1 to 2193 code for a protein of 730 amino acids. Gene Ontology annotation, molecular function: zinc ion binding; DNA-binding transcription factor activity, RNA polymerase II-specific; transcription cis-regulatory region binding. Lineage: Eukaryota; Fungi; Ascomycota; Eurotiomycetes; Eurotiales; Aspergillaceae. Gene Ontology annotation, biological process: positive regulation of transcription by RNA polymerase II. The transcript is spliced from 3 exons.
AUGGCGACUUCUAAACGAUCACGGCCUCGCCGAUCCCAUUUACUCGGAGGCUGCAGCACAUGCAGACGCCGGCAUGUGAAAUGCGACCAGAAACGGCCCGUCUGCCGAACAUGUCGGGCACUUGGCGUGCCGUGCGAGGGAUAUUCCGAUCAGGUCUUGUGGAUGCGCUCUGAUAGUAGCGAGAAGGUUGAGGGCACCCCACGUGGAACUCGACGACAUCUCUAUACAGAACAAUCGCGACUAUCUAUGAGCACGGCUCUAGGAUCUAACUUGAUAUCCGGAUCCAUUGAUGCGUCACUGGCAGAAGUUGACUCACGCUCACGAGAUCCUGGUCGAUCUGCGGAGGGCGAUAUUGUUAUUGGACCUUUUGCAGUUCUGGAUUUCUCGUCAGCACCAGACAAAUCACCGUUGGAGUUGACCCCCGGAGUUAAUCUCAUCGAGCCAGAUCUAAACUCGACGAUUGAGACUCCUGAUGCAGUGGUUCCCGAGGACGUGCAAAACCCCAGUGCCUCUUCAAUAGUUGACUCUUUAUCUCACAUCGACGACUUCCUCCACUGGUCCGACUUGUUGAGCUUCAGUCCAGAUUAUACAGGAAAUGAAUCAACUGGAGCGUUGAAUAUACCCAAUGAUUUAUCGUUUGAUAUGAGCCAGGAGAUGGGCUUGUUGCCUGUUGGCUCGAACCACAAUGACGACCUUCUACGAAUGCUCACGUCGCGGCAAACUCCAGCAGAGCUUGUCACCGCAGAUAUAGAUGCAUUAAGAGAUGCAACAUGUCUCCUCAGACACUUUCAGGAUAUUGUCAUUCCCCAUAUAAUGGCCAUUCCUUGUCGACAGAAAUCACCUUGGAAAAUUCUCAAUGUGCCGGCGGCUGUUGUUACCUACGGCGACUUGACGUUUCUUGGCACCGAGAGAAUAAGUCACGCUAGGUUGGCGAAUCUGUAUGGGUUGCUCGCCUGCUCAGCUAUUCAUCUUGUUCUGAGCUCGUCAGCAACACCGACCAAGCCGCCUGAGUAUUGGUGGCAGGUUGCCAACCAAGCAUACCAGGAGGCGAAGGAUCACAUGCAAACCUCUUUGAACUCAGAGACACAGGGUGUGAAAAGGGCGAAAUACAAGGACCAGCUGAUGGCUACAUGUAUCCUCAUACAGUACACAAUAAUGUCAGGUCAGCAACAACAUGCUCGGUGCUUCAUGAUUGAUGCAGAGCGACUUUUACGCCUUCGAGGUCUGUCCAAAACAAGGAUAUCCAAGAAGGCACGGCUCUUGCAUCACGUCUAUACCUGGCUCCGUAUAGUCGGGGAAAGCACCUUCGUUCUGCACGACUACAACCUCUCAUCCUCCUCUCUCGAGGCACUCGGCUCUCGCUUUCGGUCUCGAACCACACGGAACUCAGACGAGACAGAGGUCUCCGAGCCAAACCCUCGCCUCGACGAUUUCCUCCGCCUUGAAACACAGAAUUCAGAUAGUGACCUCAACAUUGACGAGCCGAAGGACCAAGCUUCCGCACUCUACGAUAUCCAUCUACAAGAUUCACGAAGCCACCCCGAGACUUUAUACAAGCAGAUCUAUGGGAUCCCAGAGACGUGGCUAAGCCUUGUGUCACAAACAACAAGACUAGCUAAUGUCUUGGAGACAUUUCGCAUUGCCAGGGAAGCAGAUAAGAACGUGAGCCUAGAAGCAUGGGAGACCCUCCAAAGACGCAGCAUGCGUUUGGAAAACAUGAUAUGCUCGUUUAGUCUUGGCCGCACAAGAGCCGGAGUACUCGAGCUUCAUGCCGACUCUAAGUCCCACGGGCACAUGGUUGAAGCAUUGAAUUCAGCACUGGUGAUUUUCUUCUACAAAAGGAUUCGACACACCCACCCCGCCGCUCUGCAGGGCCAUGUUGAUAGCGUGAUUGCUGCUCUCGAGGCAUGCGGCACGACAAGGACACAAGAUGAUCCAACGGGACCUGGAACGGCAUGGCCGUUGUUCAUUGCUGGAUGUGAAGCGAUUUCUGCUGCGCGGCGGGAGGCAAUCAUGGAAUUGUUGGAUAAGGCUAGCUCGACGUGUGGGUUUGCUGCUUUUGCGACUGCGAGGAAUAUUAUUUCCGAGGUGUGGAGGAGGCAGGAUGAGCAUCUUACUGCUAAUAGGGGUGAUUCGAUGCCGUCGUGGGUUGAUGCUGUGAAGCAAGGACAGACAUGGCCUUUGUUUUGUUGA